GGGAACUGUGAGGUCCGGCAUAACAUGCGAGGACAAGCCAGUUAUGUCAUCACAGCCCUCACCACUAAUUACCAGGUUCGCUUAUGACAAUAGUCAGAUAACUGAUGUAAACUAUAAGCUGUCAACAUGCUAGAAUGCCUCUAAUUUGGGACAAGCCGAAGCCAGAUCUCUCCGCAGCCGAGCAGUCCUGAAAUUAACUGCGCCAUAUUGGUUGAGUCGUACGAUUAACUAACUGUAAUAGUGAGCUCGACUGGGGGGAGUCGGUAUGCAGUUAGCGGGCUGUUUCUUCGCUCUCGGUGUUCUGCUGGUGUCGGCAGCUUAUGAAGAGCCUCCUGUUUCACCAUCCCCUGUCUACUGUGCACAUGAGUACAACAUGGUGUACGCAGGAGGGGCAGGCCACAGGCCGGACAAGCCAUCGGCGGCAGACGGGGACAUUCUGGCAGACAACAAGACAGUCCGCUGCAGGCCAGAGAUUCGUCUCUCUUGCUAUGCCUUCUGGAAGAUCGACCACAGCAAAGAGGAUGGCAUGGUCGUCAUAAUGAAAGGCUGUUGGAUUGACUCUCUGGAAGGAGAUUGUGAGAGCAGACUAUGCCAAGCCCAACAGGUGAUGAACAACUCUCGCUUCUGCUGCUGCUCCGGAGAUAUGUGUAAUGUGAAUGUAACAGACACCAACUACCCCUGGGGAAACGCCACUAACCCACCAACACAAACGCCAGAAACCCGCUACCUGACUGGAUCCAGGUACAAGAUGGAGACUAUUAUCAUUGCUCUGGUGCCACUGUUUGCCGUCGGCCUCAUCAUAGUCAUAUUAUUUGUGGCUUACCGCCUGUGGAUGAAUUCCCGCGCUCUUCGAAUGCCCCACGACCACUGGGUGGAAGCUCCGCCUCCCUCACGCUUGGACCUUAGCUCUCUGAAGCUCUCGGACACCAUCAGGAAAGGGCGUUACAGUGAGGUUCUCAAGGGUACCCUGAAUGACCGAGAAGUUGUCAUCAAGAAGUUCAUGCCACCUCACAGGCAGUACUACUACAACGAGAGGAAUAUCUACCUACUGCCAUUCAUGGACCACGAGAGCCUUCUCCAGUUUUAUGGUGCUGAUGAGCGGGAGAACGAGGAGGGGGAGAGGAUGCAGUAUAUGCUGGUCUUAGCUUAUAUGCCUCUGGGGUCACUCAAGGGCUACUUGAAAAAUUACACUAUAAACUGGUCCACUUUGUGUGGCAUGUGUCAUUCCGUGGCUAAGGGCUUAGCACAUCUUCACAUGGAGUUCAAACAAGGGGAUAAAGUGAAGCCUCCUAUUGCUCACCGUGACAUCAACACUGCCAACAUUCUUGUCAAGAAUGACCUCACUUGUGUUAUUGCUGACUUUGGAUUCUCCAUGACAACCAUGGGCUCAAAAAUAUUCAGGAAUGGGCAUCGUGAAAAUGCAGAGCAGUUCUCUCUGACAGAUGUGGGUACCAUAUCAUACAUGGCUCCUGAAGUUUUAGAAGGAGCAAUGAACCUGAGGGACUGUGAAGCCUCCCUCAAGCAGGUGGACAUCUAUGCACUGGGCCUGGUGCUUUGGGAGGUCUCCUCUCGUUGCACAGACCUCUACCAAGGGUUACCUGUCCCAGAACACAUGAUACCGUACCAGGCAGAGGCCGGUCCCCACCCUAGUUUUGAAGACAUACAAAUGAUUGUGUAUCACAACAAGACACGGCCAAAGUUUCCAGAUGUCUGGAAAGACAGUAAUCAGGCCAUUCGUGCUCUGAAGGAGACGAUAGAAGACUGCUGGGAUAGCGAUGCAGAAGCUCGUCUCACAGCUCUCUGUGUGGAGGAACGGUUGGCUGAGAUAGCUGUACUUUGGGCCAAUGAUGUUCGUCACAAGGGUGUGACUCCCACCCUGAACACGACAGGCCAGGAUUGUCUUGGUGAUAAAACAGAAAGCCCCACCCUUAUCAUGCCAGGAUCCCCGGUCUCCCCUGUAGCAGUGUUGAGUCAGGGUGAGCUUUCUCCUGGUGAACCCACAGAGAACAGUAGCGCACCUCUGUUAGCCAGACACCCACCUGGCCCAGACAUCAUUGGCUCAGUUAAUCAGCCAAGACAGUCAUGGUUUAAUGAGCGUAGUGUGUCAUCCUCCACAACAGAGACCACCAUUCUCUCUCCAUCGGAGGCGGAACCACCUGCAAAACCCCACAACAUAAACUUGGCUAAGUCUAACCUGGCUGCUCAGCAAAACCAUGGCCGCAAUCCCAUUGUGGAGCGCAAUACGCACAAGAGCAGUGAUGAAGAGUUAACUGUGUCGGGCAACACGCUGAUCUCGUCCAAAACCUCUAAAGUCAGUAAACCUGAGAGGAGUAAUGUGCGUGCCCAGCGCCCUUCUAACCACCUCGUGGAGAAUGCCUUUGACGCAAUGACUGAUAAUGUCGAGAGCUCAUUGGUUCAAAAUGAUCACCUGAGCCCUCAUCGCAAUCGACCAAUUGCAUACCAGCAGAACCCAGUGCACAGCGAACCUGUGCUGCCACGCCCACUGUCAGGAAAUACGCACCCAAGUCAGCUUAUUAUCACCUCAAAUAAAACCAACAACUAUGAACACAAACACAAGUCUCUAUUUGCAAAGUUGAAACCAAGAGAGAUUGGACUGAAACUGAGCCAUUUUGCCUUCGGGAAGCACGCCAAGACUGGAUCACAAAUUGAGACUAAGACUCAGAACAAACGCUGUAAGCCUGCCGUGAACCUGACAGGUAUAUCGGGGCCUCAGCUGGACCCCGGGGAUCCCCGCCCCACGGAGGUGUGUAUUCUGAAUGGAGUGCCAGUGGUCCGCCCCACCUCCCUUGCUAUGACCAACGGUUCCGUGGUUAACAAGGACAACCAUAGCAGACUGGCACAGAAUAGGUUAGGUAUAGCAGAAGUAGGCAUUGCUAAACUACAGACCUCUAAUGGUGGCAUACCCUCUGUGGUACGUGUAAGGAAUGACCACGGUCUCUCCAGGAGUAGCUCUGAUCUAAGUCCAAGUAACUUAUCCGAUAGUGAGAGGUGGGAGGAGACUGAUCUGAUGUCAUCUCGUGAUCAGCUGAACAAGCGUCCGUCAACUCUUCCUCUGGUCAGACAAGACUCUGGUCAGUCUACCCCAAGUGCCUCCAUGGAGACUCGCUGGAGGGAAGGCACCUGCUCCCAACCCUCACGGGACACUAGUCUAUCCAGCUCAGCUGAACUCACCCCAGGGGAGAAAAUCAAACGGCGCGUUAAAACGCCAGUCAGUGGGAAAAGAGGGCGUUUCUCUCUGUACAGUGACCGCAUGAUGUUUUCCCAGAGCUGUGAUGAUAUAGGUACUCAGCCUGCCCAUGCAGGCCCCAGACUGAACAAAGCCAGCAUUAGCCUGCAUCAGUUCAGCGCAGCAGAUGUGGAGAGACACUGGCAGAGCUCAGCCGAUGUGUGAUGGCGGGCCUCUUAUCUUUUACCUGUUUCACAGACGCUUGUGGCGUAUCGACUUGUGAGGCUAUUGACGCUGUGACCAGGGUGCACAUAGUGUAAUUGUGUAUUUGCAUGUGGCUGGUCACAAGUGUGGAAUAUUUUUUUUUUGGUUUUUUAUUGAAUUCGAGAUCAUCCCUCUUCUCCCCAAGUUCUCAGUUUAUGAAUUAACAGUGAUCUGGUAACAAAGAUUCAUGCGAUUUUGUUAGGAGGUUGCUGUACAGAUUGGUCUCCAAUUUUUUGACAAAAUUCUGCCAUUUGCCAGAUUGGUCACACAGGCUUCUAUAAAGCGGCUCUCAUAAACCUACAGGUGACAAUGUGGAGUCAUGGAAAAUUCCAUCAGUAAACCAGGACAAGAAGCACAGCAUCAGGACUUUCUUGGACUAACAUUACUUUCCAUGUGUAUGUGGGAAGAUUUGAUGUGUUGCUCUGUAUUCACUAAUUGUUAAUUUGUAGUUAUCCAUGUGCCUGCAGUUUUCAGCUUCUGUUAAACACUGAACACAUGUAGGCAAUGUGGCUGCUUAAGUAUGAUCUUUGCGAACAUGUCAUACAUGUUUUAAUACACUCUACAUGUAAAUGUGUUAUAAAUCUUAUGUGCUGGUGGUAAAAAUUUGUACAGGCCUGAUUUCAUUGAAAUGUAGAGUGCAGCACAUGUAUCAAUACAAAACAGUGAAGAUUCAACAAGGACAGCUGGAAUGUAGUGGGAGUUAAUGACGUUUAUGGGGUACAUUCUCAGAGGUGCAAAACAGCAAGAAAAUAAGGAUUACAUGUAUAAACACACAAACGAUACACAUGGUAUAAUUAAGGGUUUAACACUGCCGUGGCAGUGGUUAUUGUGUAACACGACACCACUGAACCUUGUUUCCUACCAAGUCAUUUGACAAGGUAUGAAACAAGGUUCAGCAGUAUUGGGUUCCACAACAAUCACCAAGACGAAGGUGUUAAAGUCUAUUCAACCCCCAAAAAUGAAGAAAAUGUGGCAAAAACGGCAUAUUUCAUGAUGCUGUUCUUUUUUACUCCCACCCCAGAGGUCAUGCAUUUUAGACGAACGGCAGUCUGAGACCAUACUAGUUGACCAAGAAAUGUCAAAGCUGUGUAUGUAUCACGUCGUGUCUUCUUGUUGCGUGACGUAGAAAUAUAAAAGUUUACUGUACAUGUAUUAUGACGUCAUACCACUGAGAUCAGAUUGGAACAUCUUGAAACAAAUGUUUCUUUUUCAAUGUCAUGGCGUCUGAGUGUAAAAUAUAAAAAAUGUACAAAAACGAUAUCUAUAAACUGUGCGAAAUAACACUUUUAUCACUGAAGGAUGUUCUGAUAGUUAACCUUUACUUAAAUCAUAAAAGUAAUCUACCAAGUAAACAAACUCAAAUUCUUUUAUUUGUAGAAAUAAACAGCAUGAAAUUAUAUUGUUUGGGUAAACGCACAGUGUGUUGCGUGACACACUCAGUGUUGUUUGAAAGGUCUUCUCUGUUUAAUAUGUAUAUUUGCACACGGCAAAUGGAAUGGAAUGGUCACUUUAUUGAUGUACUGUACAUGAAUGGGUAUUUGUAAUUGUGGGUUAAAGUAUGGUGCAGUGUGCAAAGCAUCUUGAUACAUGUAUGAUGUAUGUGUUACAUUACAUUUCAUUUCAUUUGUGGUAGAAUAACCCAGACUAAGGCCAGUCACAAAUCAUCCCGCUUCACCCGCCAUCCCAUUAUCUAUAGCCAGUUCAUUGGCCUUGCCUUUAUGGUUUUAUUAAUGACAACUUUAAAUGUGCAUGAUCUACAUGAUAUGUACAUACAUAUGUAUGUAUACAUGUAUGCCGCCCAAGGAAGCUGCACUCUAUCACCUUGUUCUGCACGUGUAUACAUGUAUGCCGCCCAAGGAAGCUGCGCUCUAUCACCUUGUUCUGCACGUGUAUACAUGUAUGCCGCCCAAGGAAGCUGCGCUCUAUCACCUUGUUCUGCACGUGUAUACAUGUAUGCCGCCCAAGGAAGCUAAGCUGCAUUCUAUCACCUUGUUCUGCACGUGUAUACAUGUAUGCCAUCCAAGGAAGC
Messenger RNA from Liolophura sinensis, 5480 nucleotides. RefSeq names its product bone morphogenetic protein receptor type-2-like. The transcript is spliced from 9 exons. Bases 266 to 3412 code for a protein of 1048 amino acids. The record is from RefSeq and is a predicted model, not a curated record. Gene Ontology annotation, biological process: cellular response to growth factor stimulus; BMP signaling pathway; protein phosphorylation. Gene Ontology annotation, molecular function: transforming growth factor beta receptor activity; ATP binding. Gene Ontology annotation, cellular component: plasma membrane; signaling receptor complex. Lineage: Eukaryota; Metazoa; Mollusca; Polyplacophora; Chitonida; Chitonidae.